Molecule: messenger RNA, 637 nt
Organism: Lucilia sericata (common green bottle fly)
Lineage: Eukaryota; Metazoa; Arthropoda; Insecta; Diptera; Calliphoridae
Product: dystrophin-like
Exons: 5
Coding region: 113-637 (174 amino acids)
Biological process (GO): synaptic signaling
Cellular component (GO): plasma membrane
Molecular function (GO): protein binding
Source: RefSeq, a predicted model, not a curated record
AUUUUUGUAGGAUUUACAAUCGGAAAUUGAAACACAUCGUGUGGUUUAUGAUCGUCUCGAUGGCACAGGACGUAAACUUUUGGGUUCACUCACCUCCCAAGAAGAUGCGGUAAUGUUACAGCGUCGUUUGGAUGAAAUGAAUCAACGUUGGAAUAAUUUGAAAUCAAAAAGUAUUGCAAUCAGAAAUCGUUUAGAGAAUAAUUCAGAGCAUUGGAAUGCUUUGCUGUUGUCUUUGCGUGAAUUAACUGAAUGGGUCAUACGUAAGGACACAGAGCUGUCCAGCCUGGGUAUGGGCCCAGUGCGUGGUGAUUCGGCUAGUCUGCAAAAGCAGUUGGAUGAUCAUAAAGCUUUCCGUCGUCAAUUGGAGGAUAAACGUCCAAUUGUUGAAAGUACUUUACAAAGUGGCAGACAAUAUAUUGCCAGUGAACCACCUGUAUCGGAUACCAGUGAUACCGAAGCCCAUGAUUCAGAUUCACGUUAUCUAACUGCCGAAGAACAAAGUCGUGAGUUGACACGCAGUAUAAGACGUGAAGUUGCUAAACUUUCAGAGCAAUGGAAUAAUCUAAUCGAUAAAUCUGACAAUUGGAAACAUCGUUUAGAUGAAUACAUGACGUUUAAUCUUUUACCAAGUACCUAG